AGUCGCUCACACACCCACAGAUUCACAUUCACACACACACACACACACACACAGUCGCUCACACACAUAUACAGUCUGCACAAAGCGUCAUUGAGCAAACUUGUGAGCUCCAGGAUUCCUUCUUCAUACACAGACGAACAGAAGGAAUGGAAGACAGCAGGGUCAUGAGAGGAGUGAAAUGAAAACUUCACUGAGGAAUCCGUCUAUCUCUCCAUCCAUCUAUCUCAGGGGAAGGUUACGGAGAGAAAGCAGUCCUUGUGUGCGGUCUCUGCCUGCGUGGACAAGAUGACUAGAUGCCUGCCUGAAUGGAAUGUAUGUGACCUUUGACCCGCUGCUUGUUCCCCGCGGCUAGCUGACAUUUAGCGUUGGUUGUGUGCGAGAAAACCCGUGUGCACCAAGAGUGGACAAUGGCCGCCUCCGCCACCGAGUUCGUCCUGGUCCUAUUCCCCUACGAUUACACCACCAAGGAUGGCAGGUCCAUCACCAUCCACCGUGACGACCGCUACAUCCUGGUCAACCGCACCAACAGCCACUGGUGGCAUGUACGCAAGGACCCCAGCACCAAGCCCUUCUACAUCCCGGCCCGCUACGUCCAAGUGCUGGAACCAAUCACUGACCCGCUAGCACCUCUAAACGCCCCGUCCAGCGGUACAGAAGGUGAAGAAACAGCGGCCAGAGUCGGUGCCGGUGCCCGAACCGCGUCGGAUCAGAACCAACCUGAGGGAGAGAUCGGGCCCUGUUGGUUGACCCCUACGGAGGAAAAGACGGAAUUGGAGUUGGCCCCCUCACUGAGGGAGCCAAAGGGUUUAUAUGAGACUACGCUAUCACUGAGGGAGCCAGAGGGUUUAUAUGAGACUACGCUAUGGUUGCCUGGCAUGCCCGAUGCUUCCUCAGAGCCUACGGACAACGGCUUAGACUCCUCACAGCGUCCGAAGAGGGAGGAGGAGGAGGAGGAGGAGGUGAAGGGCAGAGAGGACCACGGUAGAGGGCCCAGUUCUGGAUACACUGCAGCUGAGGAUGAGGAGGACGGCAGUACCUUCGCCAUACCUCCUUUAACUGAACCACCACAGCCCUUCCAGGACCUGAAGGACUAUUCACAUAAAGAUCCCACAGAGCCAAGACCAGACCUCCGCUUCGAGGCGAAGGCUGGCGCUCUACCGCCACAAGACGCUGGGAGUCACGACGUCUGGGAUCUUGUGGCGGACGGGGUGUACGAGAGCAUCGACAGCCUUGGGUUGGAGCCGGACAUUCAGGAGAUGGUGUCGGCCCCUGCUGAGCCGCGUGGGGAGACCCCUAUUACUGACACAAUGCCUGCAGUCCCUGAAAAGGACACAAACACAGAGGUCGCCAUGGAGAGCGUGCCGCCACCUGCAGCAGCAGAUGAGAGUACCGAGGAUGACACGGCGGUGUACGUGAACUUGCCCCCGUUCCGUCAGAGGCCCACGGACCUGCCGUUCGACUCCUCCGAGCCGUCCGGCGCGUCUCCCCCGCACCAGGCGUCCUCUCCGCCCUCCUCCUCGUCCCUGACCCCGUCCCCCGACGACCUCAAGCGCGACCUUCACGCCGCUGCUGCUGUGCCCGCUCCUCUCCCCGCCGCGCCGGACUCCGAGGGAUGGGAGGUGCACGUUGACGAGGGCAGCGGUCAGGAGUUCUAUUACCACCCGGACUCGGGAGAGACUACCUGGGACCGGCCCGCUACCAUGAUGAUGGACGCCGUCGCCGAGGACCUACCCGGCGCUGCGCGUCAGCGCUUGUCCCGCCCCACGUCCACCUCCACGCCCCCCUCGCCCUCCGUCCACUCGUCGCCCCCUGCUGGUCCGGCGCCCGGUCCGCCGCUGGCGGUGGCAUCGUCCGGCCCCCCUGGGUGGCGUGCGUCCGACUGGGAGCGCAUCGUGGACGAGGCCAGCGGACGGCCGUACUACUACAACCACGCGUCCGGCGAGACAUCCUGGGACCCGCCCAACGGGACGCACACACACACCUCGCCUAAAGCACAGCCCAGGGACGAUGGACCGCCCCCUCUCCCUGAAGAGGACUACCCAGCGGACGACGAGUACACGGCGUGUUUGGACGAGGACGACCCGGCGUCCGGCACCCGCCCGCCCGGCAUGCCCGCCCCCGUGCUCAGCCCCUCGGAGUACUCGCUAGCCCACGUCAAGAGGGCGGUCAUCCCUCGCGCGUGUCUGGACCGCAGCACGCCCGCCGGGUGGAACCUCCACAUCGACCCGGACGGCGCGUGGGUCUUCACCAGCGAGCACACACACGAGCAGUGGAUAAAGUCUUUGGAUGACCGAGGUCAGACGUACUACUAUCUGAGGGAUGGAUCCCGCUCACAGUGGAACCUUCCAGAGAAGUUCCAGCCCUCCCAUCGGAGAAACUUCUCGGACUAUGGCAGCGACAUGUCCAGCUCACCUGAGAUGCACUCUCAGGUAAUGCCUGAGAACCCAUACGCUCAGUCACAAGCACAGCAACACGCGGACUCCAAGCAGGAGAAGAGUUUGACUUACGGCAGCACAGACAGUUUGCCACCUGUUUUACCGAGCUUAGAGAAAGCCGGCAUCCUGAACAAAACAAAGGUGUCAGAAAACGGCAAAAAAGUCAGGAAGAACUGGGCACAAUCAUGGACGGUUCUCCACGGAGGAGUUCUAACGUUCCACAAAGACCCAAAGUCUGCCCCCGGCAGUACCUCAACGAAGAGCAAUCAGAUCCUCACGGAAGUCACCGUGGACCUGAGAGGGGCUUCGAUUGCCUCGGCUGGGAAGGAGAAAUCCAGCAAGAAGAAUGUUCUAGAGCUAAAGAGUCAGAACGGCUCAGAGUACCUGAUCCAGUACGACACAGAGAGCAUCAUCAACGACUGGCACAAAGUCAUCUAUGACACCAUCCGGCAACUGGAACAGGAACAGCAUCACUCAGAGGAGGAGGACGAUGUGUAUGAGAAAGUACCAGGUGUCGAUGACCGGCCACUCAGUGGCCAGGAAAAGAAACGUGUUGUUUCUAAGCAGAAUUUUACCAGCUCCGCCAGUUCCGCCAGCUCCACCAUGGAGGCUGACCAGAAGAAGGUCCGCACCAAACUCCGCAAGUUUCUCCUCAAAAGGCCCACACUACAGUCAGUCAAGGAGAAAGGCUACAUCCGAGAGAACGUGUUUGGCUGUCACCUGGCUAACCUGUGCGCUCAGGAGAGGACCACCGUGCCCAGCUUUGUAGAGAAGUGCAUACGGACUGUGGAGGAGAGAGGUUUGGGGAUGGAUGGGAUCUACAGGGUCAGUGGGAACCUGGCUACCAUUCAGAAGCUGCGCUACAAAGCCGACCACGAGGACAUCGACUUUGAGGAGUGCCACUGGGACAUCCAUGUGAUCACUGGGGCACUGAAGCUCUUCUUCAGGGAGCUACAGGAGCCCCUCUUCCCAUACAGCCACUUCAACAACUUCAUCGCUGGCAUCAAGAUCCAAGACUACCAUGAGAAAGUGUCGUACAUGUGUGAGCUGGUCAGAUCCCUCCCCGCUGCCAACCACGAUACCAUGGAAAUCCUUUUUAGGCAUUUACGCAAGGUGAUCGAGCACGGAGAGGAGAACCGCAUGUCGGUGCAGAAUGUGGCCAUCGUUUUCGGGCCCACGCUCCUCAAACCAGAGAUGGAGUCGGCCAACAUCACUAUGUUCAUGGUGUUCCAGAACCAGAUCGUCGAGUUUGUCCUCAACGAGUUCGAAACCCUCUUCUACUCAGGAUGACCCCAUCACCACCACCCAAUCCCCCUUCCUCACCCUUCACCUUACCGUAUUCGCUCAGCUAUGUGUAUAACACCCACCAAUCACUCACACAGCGUAAACAACACAAAUAGCACACCAUUGCAUUGUGGUUAGCCAGAAGGAAGGCAGGGCUAUAGACCCUUUCAACAAUAAAAACAAAAACAAUGCUUGAACGUUCUAUUUGGGCCCCAAUCUACUUCCUCUGCAUUAAGAUAACAUAUGGAAUGUUCAAAAGGAAGCCUUGUGGGGCCAACUAUGAUGCUGAUAAUGGAACUCUCUUGAAAGGGUCCAUAGCUACGAACUCUGAGUUCUUUCUAAGAAUGCCAUUCUCAGCCCCUUUUAUUUAUUUUUAAACUAAGCACACACAUGUUUCAGGCGUGGCUCAAGCCGUGUUGAAAACUAGAAAUAGGACCAACGCCUAUUUUUCACACGACACGCGAGCGUGUUGAAAGCGGUUCCAUUCAAAAGUGACGGUUAACAGAUGUUUUAAUACAUACUGCUGACUGGUCACAGCAGCGGCGCAUCAGAAGCAAUACACACACCGCGUUUGGGUCUGAAUGAGGCCUAAUGUGAAGAGAUUUUGGGCAGGGGCACUAUUGCUUACAAAAGCAUUCAGCUAUCUACAUCAGUCAUCCACAAUCCGUCAGUAAGAGAGUUUACAUUCAGUUUGUCAAUAGGGAACUCCACUGAGAACAUUAAACAUCAUAGCAAAAGUCAAAGGUCAUAUGAUACGAAUGUCAGAACAAAUUUCUCACAAUGACGUGCACAUGUUGUCCAUUCAGGCAGUUGAUGUGUUUGUGUUUGUGUUUGUCUUGUAGCUAACUUGACUUAAUAGCCCCAUCCGGCUAUUGGUUCCUUUCAGCAGUUCCAGUUGUUUAGUGAUCUGUGUCCAACAUUGUUGACCCAUUCAUAGUUAAUAGACUUCAUCUGGAUCACAGAUAGUCCAUUGCAUCUGCCAAUAAUUUAGGAACAUGUUAUUUAUGUGUUAGAUGGUUUUUAAAAUUGCCUUCCCGAAGAAUGUGUUUUUACUGUAACAUAGAGGUGUACAGAGUGAGCUGCUACUACCAUAGCCUUGCCAGUAAUGGCAAACGCCACAGGCACAGUUAUUCGGUCGCCAUUUUAAGCCACCAUUUUCUUUUUUUACAUGGAGGCACAAGAUUUUAGAGCCGUAACAAACUGCUGCAUUCUGCUAUGCGGUGAGACCAGAAUAUAGAUUUAUAAAGAAGAGAAACUAUGAAUAUAGCUGUUAUUUGUAAGCAUUAAUAUUAUGUAAAGACAUUCCAGUUAGGAGUUAAUGAAAAGAUUUGCCACUGUAAAUAUAUAUAGUAGAAUGGCAUAUUUAUGCUGUAAAAUACUCAGAAGAGCAAGUUAUUUGCUUAAAUAAAAACUGGUUUACACAUCA
Molecule: messenger RNA, 5145 nt
Organism: Alosa sapidissima (American shad)
Lineage: Eukaryota; Metazoa; Chordata; Actinopteri; Clupeiformes; Clupeidae
Gene: arhgap27
Product: Rho GTPase activating protein 27
Exons: 18
Coding region: 408-3725 (1105 amino acids)
Biological process (GO): signal transduction; regulation of GTPase activity
Cellular component (GO): cytoplasm
Molecular function (GO): protein binding
Source: RefSeq, a predicted model, not a curated record